Nematolebias whitei (Rio pearlfish) is the source of this 1634-nucleotide messenger RNA. It is a transcript of the gene kcns3b, whose product is annotated as potassium voltage-gated channel, delayed-rectifier, subfamily S, member 3b. The transcript is spliced from 2 exons. Lineage: Eukaryota; Metazoa; Chordata; Actinopteri; Cyprinodontiformes; Rivulidae. Gene Ontology annotation, cellular component: membrane; voltage-gated potassium channel complex. Gene Ontology annotation, biological process: protein homooligomerization; potassium ion transmembrane transport. The record is from RefSeq and is a predicted model, not a curated record. The coding region runs from base 135 to 1634 and encodes 499 amino acids. Gene Ontology annotation, molecular function: protein binding; voltage-gated potassium channel activity.
GGUGCUCUCCUCCUGCUGCCCCUCACAGUGACGCUCCCAGCCCUGCGCUGUCUGCAGCAUUUCAGAGGAAUAUGAACACGAGACCAGCCGAGUAAAGUUAUUUCCAUGGAAAGGAAGGGUCCAAGUGCAGGACCAUGGGAUAUGGCCAAAUCCUCCACCAACGUGGGAAAGAGGAGGACCAGGUCAACCUCAAUGUGGGAGGAGUGCAAUACAAAGUGGAUCCAAACAAGCUGCUUCGUUUCCCCCAGACCCGCCUGGCUCGCUUGCUGCUCUGCCAGAGCGAGGCGGCGAUCCUGGAGCUGUGCGAUGACUACAACCCAGCUGAGAAGGAGUACUACUUCGACAGAAAUCCCCGGGUCUUCCUCUGUGUGCUCAACUUCUACCACACAGGGCGCAUCCACAUGAUGGAGGAGCUCUGCAUCUUUUCUUUCAGCCAGGAGAUCGAGUACUGGGGCAUCCACGAGGUGCAUCUUAGCUCCUGCUGCUACAACUGGUACCACGAGAGGAAGGAGUACAUCGAGGAUCGGGACUGGGACACAAUGAGUGAUGACAACCAUGAGCCGAGCUUCGACUCCUCCUUUGAGGAGCUUUCGGCUCUUGAUAAAGACCUUGCAAAGUUCAAAGGUGCAUGGUGUUCAGAAGUGAGGAGCUACAUUUGGCUCAGACUGGAGGAUCCGGGCCACUCCAGAGCCUCAAAGAUCAUUGCGGUGGCUUCCCUCAGCGUGGUGCUGACCUCCAUUGUUGCCAUGUGCAUCCAUAGCAUGCCAGAGUUCCAGCGUGUGGACGAUAAUGAGAAACCCAUCGAAGACCCUGUCCUCACCAUCCUAGAGGAGAUAUGCAUCGCCUGCUUCUCUGCUGAGUUCAUCAUCAGGUUGAUUGUCGCGCCCUCCAGGAGGAAGUUCCUUGGAAACCCCUUGAACAUCAUCGACGUUGCUUCCAUCCUGCCAUUUUACGCCACAUUAGCUUUAGAGACAGCAGAUGAGGAGGGCAUGGAGGAGAAUGAGAACUUGGAGAAUGUGGGGAGGGUGGUGCAGGUGCUCCGCCUUAUGAGGGUUCUCAGAAUCCUCAAGCUGGCACGCCACUCCAUCGGACUGCGAGCUCUGGGCGCCACCGUUCGUCACAGCUACCAAGAGGUGGGUCUGCUCAUUCUCUUCCUCUCAGUGGGAAUCUCUGUCUUUUCUGCACUGAUCUACUUUGCUGAGAAAGAGGAAAAGUACACCGAUCUGGGGACCAUCCCUUCAGGUUGGUGGUGGGCCUUGAUCACCAUGACCACAGUUGGUUAUGGAGACACAUGUCCAGUGACGCUUGCAGGAAAGUUAGUAGCCACCUUAUGUAUCAUCUGCGGCCUAUUAGUAGUGGCUCUGCCCAUCACAGUGAUCUUUAAUAAGUUUUCAAAGUACUAUCAGAGAAACAAAGCCAUGGAGGGUCGGGGAAUCACCAAACCUGUGAGGCAAGACCCAGAACUCCCUUAUUACAACAUUAAAGAGUUGUUCACAGGAAGCGUGUAUCCCUUUAUAGGAAGUAUUGCUUUCAGGAACAGCGAGAGCAGUGGAGGGGACGACACAGACGCCUCCAGCCUCCAGGACAUUGAGGCAUACGAUAAUGACGCUUGCGAAAAUGGGCCAACCAAAUGA